AUACGUACAUACAAAAAAUAUCAUUUGAGCGAACUCAAAAACCAUGGCAGGAGUGCUCCCCUUAUCACCAACAACCCCGCUCCCGCCAUUUCCCGAUCCUCCCAAACUCAACCAGCUGCGCGAUCGCCACAGUACCGGCGACGACGAUGCCCUCCUCCUCAGCCAUCUCGCAAUUACCCAGCAUUCCUUUCCGGGGAAAGCAGCCUACAUCUCCGCCAUGAAGGCUGCCUCCCUCCACUCCUCAGAUAGCCACGGGAGAGCCGUCCACGCCUGCAUCCUCAAGGUUGGCCUCGUCGCCGAUCGCUUCAUCGCCAGCUCCAUCGUCCGCUUCUACUCUUCCGUCUCCGACUUGGACUCCGCCCGCAAGGUGUUCGACGGAGUUCCUCUCAAGGAUGCUGCGCUCCACACCACUUUGCUAACUGGCUAUGUGCAGAAUGGCGAGAUUGAGAAGGCGAGGGGCUUGUUCGAUGCCAUGCCCGAUAGAGACGUCAUCGCUUGGAACGCCAUGCUGAGUGGCUAUGCCCAGUGUAGGCUUCCGGAGUCCGCUCUCGAGUUGUUCGUGGAAAUGCAGCAGUCGAAUUGUAGCCCAAAUGAGGUCACUCUUAUUCUUGCCCUGUCAUCGUGCUCUCAGUUGGGGAGUCUGGAUUUGGGUGAAUGGAUUCAUGGCUAUAUCAAUCGACACAAUGUGGAGAUCAGGCGUUCGAUAACGCUGAACAAUUCCCUCGUCCAUAUGUAUGCGAAGUGUGGUAGACUUGAUGCAGCUUUGGUGUUGUUCCUUGAGCAGAAUCCUAAGAACUUGGAGUCUUGGAACACAAUGCUGUGUGGAUUGGCUGUAAAUGGAUGUGGAAUGGCUACUCUUUCCCUGUUUGCGCAGAUGAUCAAGUUCAGAUUACGACCAGAUAGGAUUACCUUCGUCGGAAUUUUGAUGGCUUGCAGCCAUGUAGGCAUGAUUGACACUGCUAUCAUCGGCUUCAAUUGCAUGAAGACGGUCUAUGGAGUUGAGCCAAAGGCAGAACAUGUUGGAUGCUUGGUGGAUGCUCUUUCUCGUGGGGGGUAUCUCGAUAAGGCGAGAUCAGUGCUUGAGGGCAUGCUUUUCGAAACAAAUGCUUCUGCUUGGCGUGCACUUUUAGGCGGAUGCUUUGCUCAUGGUGAUUACGAGUUGGGCGUAGUGGUGGCGAGGCAUCUCAUUGAGCUUGAGCCACUGGAGGAAAGUGGAUAUGUAGCUCUGCAAAAGUUGUAUGCGAUUACUGGUAGAACAGAGGAUGCAUUGAAAGUGAGGAAACUGAUGUGUGAUCUGGACAUCAAACAAUCCUCAGGAGCAAGCAUGAUUGAAGUGGAAGGAACAGCGUGUGAGUUCUUGGCAGGAACACUAUGAUCAUCUAGAGACAGCUUUAUUUGAGGAAGGAAGAGGUCUGUACCUUGGGUAAUGUUUCAAAGUAGACAUCAGGAAUAUCCAUCUCAGCCAGGAUUCCACUAUUAAUCGCCAUGGCCGCCUUCAGUAUCUGGUUCGCACAAUCCUUAGACAGCUGCAGCCUCUUCCUUGCUUCCUCAGACAAACCGUUUGGCGGGACUCUCGGACAGGGCAACCACCAUUUCUCCUCCUGCCUUACGGAGGACCUUCUGAACGAAGAAGACGGGCGCGCACCGCUUUUAUCAUCAUCAUCAUUUGAGACCAGGAUUCCUCGGUCAACAUACCAGAAUUCACUUGUGCAGAACCCAUCCAGCAUCUCUAGAAGCAUGGCAUCGAGUUUCUUGAGCGCCGGAAGGUUCAAAUGGAGAUCGGUGCGGGGACGAGAUACCAUCACCUCAAACGACCCACCGCCAGGGAAUUGCUGGACCGAGGGGGUGAGCUCCACGAUGUGGUCGCUCACGCUCAGGAACCAGUCCAUUUCCCGUCGCCACAUUGCCUUCUUCUGCGGCGCCAGGGGUUCCAAUCUCCAAAGUUCACCGAAAACACUUGCUGAAUGGUUACGGACAACAGGAAGCGACGUCAAAUUCAAUUUGUGAUCCGUGUAAAGUAAUGGCGGCAAAACGGAACGAAUCGGAUCUCACCGGAGAGAUUGGUGAUGGCGUUUGAGAUGGCCAGGGCGGCGCAGACGCCUUGGCCGCUGCCGGACAUGUCUUCUCCGAGGAGAAGCUUGGCGAAUCUCUCCUUCAUCAUCUCUACUUCUGAAUGAACCGAGCUAAGCAACUGUGACUCGUGAGGACGAACUGAAAGGGAGAAACAAGAGGACGAGAAGCAAGCUACAAACCGGAAAAAUCCACCGCUUUCUUCCCCCAGAACAACGCCUCCUUGUCAGGAGGCAGAGCCGCAGCCGCGGAGGAAGACGUAGCGAAGAAGUCGCUAGAGGAGUCGGAGCAGGAGACAUCGGCGCUGGGGCUGUAGCUUCCGGCGACGCUCGGGUUGUCGUAGACAUACUCCUCUUGUUUUGACGAUACGUCGACCAUUUUGCCGCUGAAAAAAAAAAAGCAAAAACAAAAAAAUGGCACUGCCAGAGGCGAUUUAGCGGGCGGAAGCAAGACGUCCGGCGGCGAAUUCUUCCAUAGAAAAUGGGAAUUGGAUAGGCAGUCGGUGAUCAUCCAUUGAGGGCUUCAGAUUGGAGAGGGGAAAGCUGGUGAGGAAGAAGGGAAAAAGCAAUCGCCUUGCUCUCUCUCGGUCACUUUUUCUCAGCUCUGUGUCAGUCGCUGUGCGCGUAGAAAUGGAAAGGAAAGCGCACUGCUCGCCCCCCUUUUGUAAUUUUCAAAAAUAUUACAGGGUUUUGUUAAAAAUAUAAAUUUAUACAAAUAUGUAUUUAGAUAAAAAACCAUGAACGAUCGAAUUGAGGAGAAAUUAUUAUAAAA
Zingiber officinale is the source of this 2841-nucleotide messenger RNA. RefSeq names its product pentatricopeptide repeat-containing protein ELI1, chloroplastic-like. Gene Ontology annotation, biological process: RNA modification. The transcript has 2 exons. NCBI's taxonomy places the organism in Eukaryota, Viridiplantae, Streptophyta, Magnoliopsida, Zingiberales, Zingiberaceae. Gene Ontology annotation, molecular function: protein binding; RNA binding. The record is from RefSeq and is a predicted model, not a curated record. Bases 44 to 1375 code for a protein of 443 amino acids.